Molecule: messenger RNA, 1747 nt
Organism: Phragmites australis (common reed)
Lineage: Eukaryota; Viridiplantae; Streptophyta; Magnoliopsida; Poales; Poaceae
Product: tyrosine N-monooxygenase-like
Exons: 2
Coding region: 116-1723 (535 amino acids)
Molecular function (GO): oxidoreductase activity, acting on paired donors, with incorporation or reduction of molecular oxygen; monooxygenase activity; iron ion binding
Source: RefSeq, a predicted model, not a curated record
UGCAGCUGAGCUGAGUGAGCUUCCUUGGCCAAGCUAGCUAGAGCAAGCCAAAGAGCUCAACAUCAGUACUACGUACGUGCUCGCUACGUACCUCCCACCCUGCAAGAACUUCAACAUGGCAAUGGAGGUGGGACCAGCCGCCGCCUCCUUGCUCACCUCCUCAGCGAUCCUCAAACUGUUGCUGCUCGCGGUGACGCUCGUCUACCUCGUCCAAACCCUUAGGCCGCGCCGGAAGAGCACGUGCACCGCACCGCUCCCCCCGGGGCCCGUGCCAUGGCCCGUCAUCGGCAAUCUGCCCGAGAUGAUGCUCAACAAGCCGGCGUUCCGGUGGAUCCACCUCAUGAUGAAGGAGAUGGGCACCGACAUCGCCUGCGUCAAGCUGGGCGGCGUCCACGUCAUACCCAUCACCUGCCCCAAGAUCGCACAGGAGGUGCUCAAGAAGCAGGACGCCAACUUCGUCUCCCGCCCGCUCACCUUCGCCUCCAAGACAUUCAGCGGCGGCUACAAGAACGCCGUGCUCUCCCCCUACGGCGACCAGUGGAAGAAGAUGCGCCGCGUGCUCACCUCCGAGAUCAUCUGCCCCUCCCGCCACAAGUGGCUCCACGACAAGCGUGCCGACGAGGCCGACAACCUCACCCGCUACAUCUACAACCUCGCCACCGCCAACUCCGGCGCCGUCGACGUCAGGCACAUUGCGCGCCACUACUGCGGCAACGUCAUCCGCCGUCUCGUCUUCAACAAGCGCUACUUCGGCGAGCCGCAACCCGACGGCGGCCCUGGCCCGCUGGAGGUGCAGCACAUGGAGUCCGUGUUCACCUCCCUGGGGCUCCUCUACGCCUUCUGCGUCUCCGACUACCUCCCCUGGCUGCUGGGCCUCGACCUCGACGGCCACGAGAAGAUCGUCAAAAAGGCCAACGAGACGGUGAACAGGCUACACGACACGGUCAUCGACGAGCGGUGGAGGCAGUGGAAGAGCGGCGAGAGGCAGGAGCUGGAGGACUUCCUCGACGUGCUCAUCACGCUCAAGGACGCCCAGGGCAACCCACUGCUCACCAUCGAGGAGGUCAAAGCACAGUCGCAGGACAUCACGUUCGCGGCCGUGGACAAUCCGUCGAACGCCGUCGAGUGGGCGCUGGCGGAGAUGGUGAACAACCCGGACGUGUUGGAGAAGGCGGUGGCGGAGAUCGACCGAGUCGUCGGACGGGAGCGGCUGGUGCAGGAGUCCGACAUCCCGCAGCUCAACUACGUGAAGGCCUGCAUCCGCGAGGCCUUCCGCCUGCACCCCGUCGCGCCCUUCAACGUCCCGCACGUCGCGCUCUCCGACACCACCAUCGCCGGCUACCACGUCCCCAAGGGGAGCCACGUCAUCAUCAGCCGCACCGGCCUCGGCCGCAACCCCCGCGUCUGGGACGACCCGCUCCGCUUCAACCCCGACCGCCACGUCGUCGCAGACCCCAAGGCCGACGUCGUGCUCACCGAGAACGACCUGCGCUUCAUCUCCUUCAGCACCGGCCGCCGCGGCUGCAUCGCCGCCUCCCUCGGCACCGCCAUGAGCAUCAUGCUCUUCGGCAGGCUCCUGCAGGGGUUCACCUGGAGCAAGCCGGCCGGGGUGGCGGCCGUCGACCUCAGCGAGUCGAAGCACGACACUUUCAUGGCCAAGCCGCUGGUGCUGCACGCCGAGCCGAGGCUGCCGGCGUACCUCUACCCGGCCAUCUCGAAUUAAUUCAUGGCCGGUUGCUACGGCUAA